UUUUACUCCUACCCUGCAGCAAGUGACCUACUUUUUCUUCCUACAAGUACCCCUCAGCACCAAUUAUUUUUCGGCGAGUUUGACUGAGAGUUUGAGAAAAAGAAAAGAAAAAGCUUGUAUUUUGAGCCCCCGGACAAAUUUGGGGGGAAUACAAUUUUGGAGGUGCUCGUGGCUUCGAAUCUCCGCCAAUUCGCGCAUCUCGUCCAACAGAUUGCCGCAGGUACUUCCGAUAUCCAUUCCUCUCCUCCUCAGCUCCCGAUCGAGCUGCGCUUUGCGGCCUGCGGCGGCGUGUAGUGCCAGAUCGAGCCUUUUCGUGGGGAGGCGUGACCUGCUUCGGGAGCACAGCAGCACAUCCCACUCCCAAACCAACACCGCAGCCGCCGCCGAUCCUCCCUCCCCCAAGGGUAGCACAUCUCCACGCCCGCUUCUUGCGGCCGAGCUGCCGGCGGGCGGCGCGCUUCCUGCGGCUGAGCGGGCUGUGGCCUGCUGCUGCCGGGCGGCCCCGGAGAUUUUCCACUGCCCCGGCUGCCGGCGCCCCGGGAGGCGGCAAACUGAUCUUGCCACGGUAAUUCACACAGCUACUGGAUUGAUGCAAGUCUAUUGAGUUCUUGCACAGUGGUUGGUCUUGGGCUCUUCUGUUCCUGCUCAAGAGUCAAGACCAACCGACUGCUGGCCUGAAGUCGAAGAUGAAUGCAGACCCAAGUACCCAAGAUGCAAUGGAGGAGGAAGCCCUCAAAGCAAAGCAUGCAGCAGAGCGCAAGUUCCAUGCACGUAAUAUCAAGGGUGCUCGGAGGUCAGCGAUCAAGGCACAUAACUUGUGCCCAACACUUGAGGGCAUAUCCCAGAUGAUUUCGACGCUUGACGUUCACCUCGCGUCUGAGUCGAAGAUUGAUGGGGAGAGUGAUUGGUACAGGAUACUGUCUCUCACUACCUGGGCUGAUGAGGAGGAGGUGAAGAAACAGUACAGAAAGCUAGCUCUCCAGUUGCACCCAGACAAGAACAAGUCAGUUGGUGCAGAGGCUGCCUUCAAACUUAUCUCGGAGGCAUGGAGUGUGUUGUCUGACAAGAGCAGGAAGAUGUUGUAUGAUCAGAAGAGGAGAGAUCAUUCAGCAAUGAAUGGGACCAAUGGAUUGUAUGGUUACGAUAUGAAGGCCAAUAAGCGAGCACGGAAAAAUGCUGCAGCCGCUGCCUCAGUAGCAGUUGAGGCUACUACUCGUCCUGCAGGGGCUGACACAUUCUGGACAUCAUGCAACCGCUGUAGGAUGCAGUAUGAGUACUUGAGAAUUUAUCUGAACCACAACCUUCUGUGCCCAAACUGUCACCAUGCAUUCAUGGCUGUAGAAACUGGAUUUCCCUCCAAUGGAACCAGUUCAUCAUUCACCUGGACGACCAAGGCGCAGCAGCAAAAGAACCACACUACUGUUGAUCAUUCAUAUCAGUCAGCAAGCAGAACCUCAAGCAUUCCAGGCACAGGACAUGGAGCAUACCAACAGGAGAAUACUUAUGAGUCGUACAAUAGCCAAAGUUUCCAGUUCAAUCAGUACCCCAAGACAACAGGUGCUGCUGCUGCAAAUGGUUACAGUACACAAACCUUAGAGAAAUCGAAAAGAAAACAUGAGGAGAAUUACAUAUACAAUUACUUUUCAAGUGGCCAUGAGUAUCCAUCAGGGCGUGGACGGCAUUCAAAGAGGAGGCGGAAUAUUAAUAAUGGCUAUGCCUAUGCUUCUGUGGACUGUGAUGGGGAGACUGUGGCUGGUAUGACUGUGAUUGCUGAUGCAGGAAGGGUUAAUGGUACGUCAGGGGAAAAGUUUAGAUCUGCAGUAAGUGGAAGAAAAGCUAAUGUCUUGAGGGAGAUAUUCCAACUUGACACCCGAGCUCUUCUUCUCGAGAAAGCCAAGGCAGCAGUUCGUGAAAAAUUACAAGGCUUGAAUAUUUUGUCUUCUAGUCAGUUUGCAGAGAAAAGGAAAGCAGAUAGAAGAGAGAAGCAUGUCGACAACGAUAUAAAGGUUAAUGGCAUCUACCCUGACAAUCCAAUCAACAAAUGUAAGAAAUACAGCUCAAAAGAUGUGCAUGUCGAAAUUCCUGCAGCUGAUGAAUUGAAUCCGGAACAGAAGCGUGUACCUGUGUCCAUAGAUGUCCCUGACCCAGAUUUCCAUGAUUUCGACAAAGAUCGCACAGAAAGAGCUUUUGGCAAUGAUCAGGUGUGGGCUACAUACGAUAGUGAAGAUGGCAUGCCUCGCCUAUAUGCAAUGGUACAGAAAGUUAUAUCAACGAAACCUUUCAGGAUCCGAAUGAGUUUCCUCAAUUCUAAGUCCAACAGUGAACUGGCACCAAUAAACUGGAUCGCCUCAGGUUUCACAAAGACAUGUGGUGAUUUUAGGGUUGGAAGAUACAACAUUACUGAAACAGUCAACAUCUUUUCCCACAGAGUUAGCUGGAGUAAAGGUCCUCGGGGAAUUAUCAGGAUUAUUCCAAAGAAAGGUGAUACAUGGGCCGUGUACCAGAACUGGUCUUCUGAUUGGAAUGAGCUUACACCAGAUGAUGUGAUAUACAAAUAUGAGAUAGUAGAAGUGAUUGACGAUUUCACUGAGGAGCAAGGUGUGAAUGUCAUCCCGUUGCUGAAGGUAGCCGGUUUCAAAGCGGUGUUCCGCAGGAACACAGGCCCGGAUGUGGUCAGAAGAAUACCAAAGGAAGAGCUUUUCCGUUUCUCACAUCGUGUUCCCUCUCGUCUGCUCACUGGGGAAGAAAAAAAUAAUGCUCCAAAAGGUUGCCAUGAGUUGGACCCUGCCGCUACUCCAGUCCACCUUCUUGAGGUUAUUGCAGAUGUUAAGGAAGAUACUGCACAGGGAAGUUCAGAUUAGAGCUCAACUUCUCGGAACCUGCAACUACUAGCAUGCAUGGCUGAAGUCUCAGUGUGCACUUCACUGAACAUGACUUGUCAGCAUCAUUUAACUCACUUGCCAUAAUCUGUCAUCGAACUUCUGGCUGACGACGAGGACUAUAUCAAGGUCAAAUAUUUAAUGUUGCAGGCCUUUGACUGUUCCCACCUAAUUAGGCAUUUCUAACAUUUAAUUGUAUUGUAAUAUUGUCGCAUAGAGUAAACAAUUAUCGGGAUGCCACUUAUUGUGAUGAGGCCUGUUCUCAAAUGAUGGCAGGCCUCAUGACUUUGAGCGACGUAGGUGUCAAAUCAGGAUACUCCUGUAUGGAUAUGCUACUAGUCUAAGUAAGAGCGUAGUUUGAGGCUGAUGCCAGACUUUACUCUGUACCAGCACUCAUUUACUUAUUAUGUUGUAUUUUCCUUAAUCCACAGUAUUGUCCUUAUGAUUGGUGUAUUCAGUCAUUUUGAUUACUUUUCUGUGGUAAUAAUUACUUCCUCCCUUUUA
Messenger RNA from Panicum hallii, 3383 nucleotides. Its product is annotated as J protein JJJ2-like. The record is from RefSeq and is a predicted model, not a curated record. NCBI's taxonomy places the organism in Eukaryota, Viridiplantae, Streptophyta, Magnoliopsida, Poales, Poaceae. Bases 687 to 2861 code for a protein of 724 amino acids. The transcript is spliced from 2 exons.